AUGAGAAACUCUUGAUCCACCAUAAUGUUUAAAUCUCUAGUUUUCUUAGUAAUUCUUGCCGUUAUUUACCCAGCACACACACUCAAGUGCUAUGAGUGUGUUAGUGAUCUUGGAGGGUCUGCCUGUGAUGCUGAAAGUUCUGGAGAUCCUGUUGAGUGUCCGGCUGGACAAUCUUGUUCUAUAACUACAGGAUUUAUCCAGGGUUUCGAGUUUGAAUUCUGGCAGCGAGGCUGCGCACCAGCCGAGGUUGAGGUUGGUUGUGGGGUCGUAGAUUAUGAAUCAGGAGAGAGUCUUACUUUCUGUGUUUGCAAUACAGACCUCUGUAACGAAAGUCUGGAAUCAGCUGGUAUUGAUGGAUAAAUUAGUUUUAAAACUGAAUAUUUUUCCAAAAAUAAAAGUGUAAUAUUUUCAAAAAAUAUUAGAAAUCCUUUAA
Molecule: messenger RNA, 433 nt
Organism: Eurytemora carolleeae
Lineage: Eukaryota; Metazoa; Arthropoda; Copepoda; Calanoida; Temoridae
Exons: 4
Coding region: 25-360 (111 amino acids)
Biological process (GO): sleep; regulation of synaptic transmission, cholinergic; positive regulation of voltage-gated potassium channel activity
Source: RefSeq, a predicted model, not a curated record